UCCUCAAGGAUUCUUUCAUGGACCGGCUGGGACUAGUUCGCUCAUAACAAAAAAAAUAUCUCGAUUCGACAAUCCGACUAUUCUAUUUCUUCAACGAUUGCUUUUGUUUGGGGAUAAAAUAAUUGCCACGUUUCGUGAGGGAGAGCGAAAAUCCAAGUUUAAACAAUUUAAUAAUAUUAUUUUAUUCAGAAGGGGAAGAAAGAAAAAGAUUUGCAAAUUGUUGAAUCGAUCAAUCAGUCAGAAGUUGAAACCGCCCCUUGCUUCUGUUUGGCCUGUGCGGGUGUUAGUUUUUCCUCCUCGGCGAGUUUUGGUGGCUAAGUAACUGGCUGAUGGCGGCCUCAAAGCUCGUGAUUUUCUCCCUCUUUGUAGCCCUAAUUUUCGCCCAAGUUAGAGCGGAUGCCUCGAUCGAACCCGUGCCUGAAUCGGCCGGCGCCGAUUCCUCUGCUCGUAAGAUUGAGUUGGAUCAACUCAAGGCUAAGAUCCGUCUUCUUGAAUCAAAUGAUGAGGAAAAAACUCGAGAAUUGAAGACCAAGGAUGAGUUGAUAAAGCAGAAAGAGAAAAUCAUUCAAGAGAAAUCCGACAGCAUUGCAUCCUUGAACACUGAAAUAUCAUCUCUUCAGAAAAAGGGGACUUCAGAUGCCAAGGAGCAAGUUGGGAAAGCUCACGCGCGGGCUCUUGAAUUGCAGAAACAGGUUGAUACACUUAAAAGUGAAUUAGAAGCAAAAUUAAAGGACAAAGAUUCCUUGGAAGCCCGUGCAACUGAUGCUGAGAACAAGUUGACUGAGUUGAAUCUAAAGCUAGAGAAUCUUCAAAAGAUCAAUAACAAGCAGAAGAGCAAAAUAGCAAAAACUGAGAGAGCUCUUAAAGUUGCUGAGGAAGAAUUGAUGAAGGCAAAGUUUGAGGCCACUUCAAAAACAAACGAGUUGAUGGAGGUUCAUGGUGCGUGGCUCCCACCUUGGCUUGCUGUGAAGUUAAUCCAUUGUCAGGCCUUUGUUCAGACACAUUGGAAUGAGCGCGGAAAACCGGCCAUGGAUAUGGUGAUCCAGAAGGCUCUGGAGAAAAAGGCCUUAGCUGAAAAGUGGGCUGAACCCCGCAUGGAAACAAUUAAAACUAAAUGGGUUCCAGCUGUAAAGGAUCAGUGGUUGGUUGUAACUACAUAUGCUGAACCACAUGUGCAAUUGCUAACUGCAAAAACAGUUGAGGUUUAUGAGGUAUCAAAGAGUGCUAUAACUCCUCAUAUUAUCAAAGUUCAAGAAAUAGUUGAUCCUUACUUCCAGGAAGCUAAGAAGUUCAGUAAGCCAUACAUUGAUCAGGUGGCUACUUUAGCAAAGCCUCAUGUUGAUAAAGUUCGUGUGGUGAUGAAGCCCUAUACGAAGGAAGUAGUUAAUGCUUAUGGGAAGUUUUUGGAAUUGGCAACAACAUACCAUCAUCAGGUUCAAGCCUCUGUCCGGGAAAUGCUCAAGAAGCAUGAGCUGACAAGACCUCUUGCAACCAAAGAGCUUGAGUGGUUUGCAGCAUCAGCUUUAUUGGCCCUACCUAUUAUCAUUUUGUUUAGAAUAUGUUCAGCAAUUUUCUGCAAAAAGGCAAAGAAACCUGUUCGACAUGCUAAUACCAACCAGGGUCGUCGUAAGGCCAAAAGGGGGCACCCAGACAAGCAGACUGCAUGAGUUUACUUUCUAGUCUCUUUAUUUUGGGAAAUCUAGAGACUGGACGUGUGUUCGUUGGGGUUAGAAGUUUCAUCUUGGAUAGGUAGCUUUGAUUUUGCAUUUGAAGCUAUCGAAUCUUUUCUUAACCCCCCGACUUCCCUCUUUUUCUUUUUGAGGAAAAAUUGAAAAAAAGCUCAGAACCCUUUCCCGCUACACAGUUGAAUCUUGAGAUAUCUCAAAUCUAGGAGUUUGUGUAUCAUGGCCGAUGUUGGUUAUUUCUGUUAGUGUAAUUUUAUUUUUUAUUCUUCUAGAUUCACAAUGGAGAGAAGUUUUACGUUUUAGAAACCAUACUUUUAGUUGCAACACCAAUGGGACGUGUUACCGUUGUGUCCAUACACGUUUAGUCAAAAGGUUAAUGUUAAACAAGUUAUUUUA
This is a messenger RNA of Theobroma cacao (cacao), 2081 nucleotides long. RefSeq lists its product as uncharacterized. NCBI's taxonomy places the organism in Eukaryota, Viridiplantae, Streptophyta, Magnoliopsida, Malvales, Malvaceae. The record is from RefSeq and is a predicted model, not a curated record.